Coffea eugenioides is the source of this 865-nucleotide messenger RNA. RefSeq names its product protein PYRICULARIA ORYZAE RESISTANCE 21-like. Gene Ontology annotation, molecular function: metal ion binding. The coding region runs from base 86 to 793 and encodes 235 amino acids. NCBI's taxonomy places the organism in Eukaryota, Viridiplantae, Streptophyta, Magnoliopsida, Gentianales, Rubiaceae. The transcript has 3 exons. The record is from RefSeq and is a predicted model, not a curated record.
UUUAUCAGCAUCGAGUUUAGUACAUUGCUGCCUACAUCCCUUCCCCACUCCCCUACAUCGCCACUGACUGCCUUCCUCAUCAACCAUGGCUGAGAAGGUCACUGUAAUGAGACUCAAGGUUGAUCUUCAAUGCCCCAGCUGCUACAAGAAGGUCAAGAAAAUCCUCUGCAAAUUUCCUCAAAUCAGAGACCAGGUAUAUGAUGAGAAGCAUAAUCUGGUGACCAUCACCGUGGUGUGCUGUAGCCCCGAGAAAAUCCGCGACAAAUUAUGUUGCAAGGGUGGCAAAGUCAUUAAGAGCAUUGAGAUUGUGGAGCCACCCCCACCACCCGCGAAACCCAAGGAGCCCGAGAAGCCCAAAGAGCCAGAGAAGCCGAAGGAGCCCGCAAAGCUCAAAGAGACAGAUAAGCCUAAAGAGCCGGCGAAGCCUAAAGAACCCGAGAAGCCUAAAGAGCCCGAGAAGCCCACAGUGGUUGUGGUUGAAAAACCAAAACAUCCCGACAAACCCUCAUUUGAACCGAUCCUAGUAAUCCCACCACCGCCACCACCAGCACCGGUUCCAGUUGAACCGUGCUUGCACCCGCCACUUCCAGUGGGGGUCUGUUGUUUCCCAUGUUCGGAAGGGUACGGCGGGGGACCAUGCUACUAUGGGUACGGGCGGCCCGUGCCCCCGGUACCCAGUUAUGAUAGCUAUGGUUAUGAGCACGGGUAUGGGUAUGGGUAUGGGAACGGGUAUCCGUAUAGCCGCUGCGAUUAUUUCAGUGAGGAGAACACUGGGGGCUGUACGAUUAUGUGAGAGGAGUAGAGAAUUUGAUGAUUAUGAACUAUGGAGGGAGGGAGAGAGAGAGAGAAAUGUGCGGGCUUAUUC